This is a messenger RNA of Ciona intestinalis (vase tunicate), 692 nucleotides long. The record is from RefSeq and is a predicted model, not a curated record. Lineage: Eukaryota; Metazoa; Chordata; Ascidiacea; Phlebobranchia; Cionidae.
GCCACAGCUAUUCCACGCUGCAUGUCAAGAUUGUGAAACUUUUUUUCCAUCUUUCCUUUAUAAAGUUCCUAAUCAGUUUUUGUAACUUUGUUUAUUCGCACUCCACAUAAAUUAAACUCAAAAUGGCAGCGUUGGCAGAAGCAAUGAAGGCCGGAAUUUGGUUUGAUCGUUCAAAAGUUGAAGCAGCUGAAGACAAAUACCAGGAAUAUCUUGUAAGGGGUUCGGGUGUUAAAAAGGUGGCAGGCUUUUCAAAGGCUGGAACACAAUCUUCUGGUGGUGAAGUAUCUCAAAAAAUAGCCGAAGCCCGAAAGAAAAUCCAGGACACAUUGAAAGAAAGUGGCUCCUCUUCAAAAUCGUCCUCCGAAGAUGUUGAAUCACUGAAGAAACAAGUCCAAGACCUGACCGGAAUAAUCACAAAUAUGAACAAGAAGUUUGAAAGUCUCGAGUCACGCCUCAGUGCCCUUGAAGGAAAAGGUUCGACCACAUCUUCCAAACCAGCGGAGGCUGCUGCUCAAAACGGAGUUGAAGAUUCAGAUGAUGAUUCGGACUCUGAUGUUGAUUUGUUUGGAUCAGAUGAGGAAGAGGGAGACAAUGAAGAAGCAGAAAGAUUAAAACAAGAGAGAAUUGAGGCUUACAAGGCAAAGAAGUCAAAGAAGCCGGCCCUUAUUGCAAAGUCCAACAUCAUCUUGGAU